Molecule: messenger RNA, 2040 nt
Organism: Mycena indigotica
Lineage: Eukaryota; Fungi; Basidiomycota; Agaricomycetes; Agaricales; Mycenaceae
Product: AMP-binding domain-containing protein
Exons: 14
Coding region: 16-2040 (674 amino acids)
Biological process (GO): lipid metabolic process
Cellular component (GO): cytosol
Molecular function (GO): acetoacetate-CoA ligase activity
Source: RefSeq, a predicted model, not a curated record
CUGCUCUUUACCACCAUGUCGACCUACUUCGCGGACUCGAAACUCAUCUGGACUCCUUCGAGACCUACGUGGACAGCGGUGGAGCGGUUUCGUCGGUUCAUCAACACGAAACACGGGUUGAACCUAGAGGACUUCCACGCCUUGCACAAGUACUCCGUCGAGGACUACGCCUUUUGGGCUGACCUCUGGGACUUUCUUGAGAUUUCUUCGUCAGUUCCACCUGGUGACAAGAUACUGGAGCCAGGAAACCUACCAGAAGUGCCUCGCUGGUUUCCAGCUGCUCGGCUCAACUAUGCAGAGAACCUUCUAAUCCGGCCCAAGUCCGACAGUAUUGUGAUUACUGCUGGUGGCGAAUCUGGACGCGUUUCCCACUACUCCCGUCGGGAACUACACGAGUUGGUCCGACAAAUGACUUGUGCUAUGCGUAAGCACGGACUACAGAAGGGCGAUCGUGUUGCAGCAAUAGUGAACAAUACCAUCACUUCUGUUGUUAUUUGUUUGGCUACUGCAAGCAUUGGCGCCAUUUUCUCGAGUACCGCAAGUGACAUGGGAACUCAAGGGGUCCUCGAUAGAUAUCGCCAAAUUGCUCCUAAAUUCAUAUUCUCCGAAACAGAGGUCACCUAUGCUGGCAAACGCAUCGAUCUUCUGCCCAAAGUAACCCAAGUCUUCCAAGAUUUGCGAAAAUACGGGGCAGAGCAGAUGAUUACACUGCCAAGUUUGAUCAAUGGGAAGGAAAUCUCAGUGUCUCAGAGUAAAACACUUUCCCAAUUUUUGAGCGUGGACGAUGGGAGUCCUCUUGUCUUCGAACAAAUGCCGUUCAGUGCGCCAUUGUUCAUUCUCUACAGUUCCGGUACCUCGGGACCACCGAAAUGCAUAGUGCACUCUGGCGGGGGUGUCUUGUUGCAAAAUCAAAAGGAACUCAAGCUUCAUGUCGGACUUGAGGAAGGCGAAGCAUAUUUCCAGUACACGACGACUGGCUGGAUGAUGUGGACAUUCAUGCUCAGUGGUCUGGCACUCGGUGCACGUCUCCUCCUCUAUGACGGCUCCCCAUUUCACCCAGAUCUACACGCAUAUCUCAAGUUCAUUAAUGACCAGCGUGUUGGGGUGUUCGGCACUAGCCCCCGAUUCCUAGCAGAGGUUCAGGGGCGGGGAAUCAACCCACUUGACAUCGGCUCGUUUGCGGACCUCAAGACACUGAGCGUGACUGGAGCGGUCCUUACUACACCGAUGUUCGAAUGGUCUCACAAGGCUUUUGGCGCCCGCGCCCAUAUCUUGUCUCCUUCUGGCGGCACUGACGUUUGUUCUGGCUUCGUAGGAGGGUGCCCUAGCUUGCCUGUAUACUCUGGAGAGAUGCAAUGCAAAUCUCUUGGGAUGGCCAUUGAAAUAUUCGACCAGGAGGGCAAGAAUAUUGAACAAACUGGUGUUGCUGGAGAACUGGUAUGUACGCGCCCACACGUCUCCCUUCCCCUCGGAUUCUGGGGGGACACGACCGGAGCAAAGUUCCGCGAUGCGUACUACAACAUGUAUCCUGGAAUAUGGCGGCAGGGCGACUUCAUCGUGAUGAACCCUAAGACCCAGGGGCUCAUGAUCCUGGGUCGCAGUGACGGAGUUCUUAACCCUUCGGGCGUCCGCUUUGGUUCCGGCGAAAUCUACAAUGUCCUUGAACAAUUUUCUUCAGUGAUCGACGACUCGCUCUGUGUGGGCCAGCGUCGCGCGACGGACAAGGACGAGCGUGUGCUACUCUUCUUGAAGAUGCGUUCCGGACACACGCUAGACGACAACCUCAUAAAACAGAUCAAAGACGCGAUUCGCGCUGCAUUGAGCAUUCGUCACGUGCCCGCGUUUAUUUUGCCUAUCGAAGACAUUCCGUAUACGGUCAACGGGAAACGCAUCGAGAUCGCCGUGAAGCAAAUCGUCUCGGGAAGUAACUUGAAGCCAAGCGGUACUGUGGCGAAUCCCGAGUCGUUGAAGCUUUAUUACAAGUUCCGUGAUCUCAAUGCAGCGUCAGGAGAGAGCGUGCACGUGAAGUCGAAGAUGUAG